Gigantopelta aegis is the source of this 1908-nucleotide messenger RNA. Its product is annotated as mannose-6-phosphate isomerase-like. NCBI's taxonomy places the organism in Eukaryota, Metazoa, Mollusca, Gastropoda, Neomphalida, Peltospiridae. Bases 152 to 1267 code for a protein of 371 amino acids. The record is from RefSeq and is a predicted model, not a curated record. Gene Ontology annotation, molecular function: mannose-6-phosphate isomerase activity; zinc ion binding. Gene Ontology annotation, cellular component: cytosol. The transcript is spliced from 8 exons. Gene Ontology annotation, biological process: carbohydrate metabolic process; GDP-mannose biosynthetic process.
GGGCGAUAAUCCACAAGUAUUUUUGUUGAAGUGUGCUGUCCAGAAAUAUGCAUGGGGACGGAUUGGGGAGGACAGCGAAGUGGCCAAACUCUCUCAAAGUGCUGAUCCAUCAUUUAAAAUCGCACCUGGUGAACCAUAUGCAGAGCUGUGGAUGGGAACGCAUCCCAAUGGCCCAUCCGUGGUGGUUAUUCCGGGAAAGACUGACCAAUCCCUGAGUGACUGGAUUAAAAACAAUCCCGACAGCCUCGGCUCCGAGCCAAAGACAUACUUCAAAGGAGAGUUGUCUUUCCUGUUCAAGGUGCUCUCUGUUAACACGUCACUGUCUGUCCAGGCUCAUCCUCAUAAGGUACAUGCUGCUCAGCUUCAUGAGAAAUUCCCUGACCUGUAUAAGGACAGUAACCACAAACCCGAAAUGGCAAUAGCCCUAACUCCAUUUAUGGGCCUUUGUGGUUUUAGACCUAUCGCUGAAGUUGCCAAGUUUAUGACAGAGAUUGAUGAAUUCCGAGUCGUCGUGGGCAACAACAAUGCCAUCAAGCUGAUCGCUGCCAGUCGCAGUAUGGACAUGGUGAUGCACCGAGAGGUGAUGAAGGAGUGUUUCAGCGGAAUGAUGAUGCAGGACAAAGACAUUGUGAAGAGAGAACUCGAAAGCCUGAUGGCCAAAGUGAAAAGUCUUGACACCAAUAAAGGCGAUGCAGAAAAGCAUGUGAGCGACGUCCUGCUGAAGUUAUCCAAAGAAUUCCCCGGAGACGUUGGCGCCUUCUCCAUCUACUUCCUCAACAUCAUCACACUGGUACCGGGCGAGGCCAUGUUCCUAGAGGCCAAUCUACCUCACGCCUACCUAUCUGGAGACUGCAUGGAGUGUAUGGCGUGCUCCGACAAUGUGGUCCGGGCUGGGCUGACGUUUAAGUACGUCGAUGUGCACACACUCGUAGAAAUGUUGGACUACACAGGAAGAUCGAUCGCCAAGACCAAGUUCAAGGGUUUGGAGGAUGGAACUGAUAUCCGGACGACUGUCUUCAAACCGCCAGUGUACGAGUUUGCUGUAGCUAGAUACGAGGUGCCAGCUGGAAAAAAUGUUUCGCUUCCUGCAAUGGACAGUGCGAGUAUUGUAAUUUUAAUACACGGAGAAGGAAAUGCCUCCAAUCGGACUUUGUCAUCGCCCCUGCACGUAAAGAGAGGUUCAGUGUUCUUCAUCGCGGCUAACGAGGAAGUAAAUGUGACACCGACCAGUAAUAUUCUCAUGUUUAGAGCCUACACAUCAUUGUGAUUAGUUUGGUGCUAUCUUAUUAUUAGAAAAUGUAUUGCACAUUUGUUGGGGUUGAAAAGUAAGAGUGUAGCUUUUGAUGCUAAGUAAAGUAUUGGGAUGUUUGUCACUUUGUAACCUGGGAAAUAGCAGGGUUUUAACUGACAAGUUUAUUAGUCUUUUGUAGAUCAAUGUGUUUGAAAUUUCAGUUCCAUUGUGCUCGCAUGCACUUGGAACUUACUCAUUAUUAUGAUUAUAUUUUCAGGGUUUGAACGUAAGAAUUUAAUACCAAUUUAAUGGCAAUUUUGAAAGGUUUUUGCCCUUGUCAAAAUGCUCACCUUUGACAAUUUUGAGCUUUCCUGCAUCAAAUUUAAACUAAUAAUAUUUGCAGCAAAUAAACAUAAAAUAAAAACCCCAAAAAGGCUAUGAUUUUUAUUCAGUCGCCAAAAUAUGCUAAAGACCCUGACCUGUGACAGUUCGUAUCAUCGCAAUUGCUGUUGGUGCUGCUGAUAGCCAAAGCAGUGGUGAUAUCUUUUACAUUUUACAGCUGCAUGCAUUUGAUAUUUUCCAGUCACAAGGUUUAAUCUGUCAUGAUGCAUGUAAAAAAGCUCAGUUUUUUGCCAUGGACAGCAAAGUAAACAAACUGAUUUGGUAUUUUUAUUGCA